This is a messenger RNA of Symbiodinium necroappetens, 333 nucleotides long. The record is from the annotation of a GenBank genome assembly. Lineage: Eukaryota; Dinophyceae; Suessiales; Symbiodiniaceae.
AUGGCUCAGCAGCUCGACUUGCAGUGUCCUUACAUUUGCCUCGACUUGCGACUAGAUCUCGCAAUGGCUGACCGCAAAGCCGUCAUCAAGAAUGCGGACAUGGCUGAGGACAUGCAGCAGGAUGCCAUUGACUGCGCCACCCAGGCUCUGGAGAAGUACAACAUCGAGAAGGAUAUUGCAGCUUUCAUCAAGAAGGAGUUCGACAAGAAGUACAAUCCCACGUGGCACUGCGUGGUGGGGCGCAACUUCGGUUCUUACGUGACCCAUGAGACGAAGCACUUCAUCUACUUCUACCUCGGUCAAGUGGCCAUCCUUUGCUUCAAGUCGGGCUGA